UAAAUAGGAUACAUGACAUUGAAUGACUUGAUUGGAGAAGGUAAAUGGCUUUUGCCUUAAACGUUAUUUUAUUUCGUUUUCUUUUUUUUUCGUUUGCUCUGACUUAUUUGCUGCAGCGAUCUGACGUCAAAAUAGGGGAGUAAUCAUAUCGUCAGAUAGAUGAAGAUGAGUAAAUGAUGACAGAAUAUUUCUUUUUGGUGUUGUGAUGCUUUGAAAUGGCUGGUCGUAUUCCUCUGUUUUUGCUGGCCUGUGGCUCCUUCAACCCCAUUACCCAUCAGCACAUGCGGCUGUUUGAGCUGGCCAGGGACCAGAUGCACCAGACGGGUCUGUAUCGUGUGGUGGGUGGGAUUGUGUCUCCUGUCAGUGAUGGUUAUGGUAAACAGGGUCUCGUAGCAUCAAAGCACAGACUCACUAUGGCAAGACUGGCCCUGCAUAGCUCUGACUGGGUUACCGUUGACGACUGGGAGAGCCAGCAGUCUGAUUGGACGGAGACUGUGGAGACAAUGAGGUACCACUACGGACGGAUAACCGCUCAGUACCAGCAAAGAACAGGAUUGCCCAAGGACCCGCCCACAGAGAACUCUGGCGAACCCCUGUUGAAACUGCUAUGUGGAGCAGAUUUCAUGGAGACUUUUAAGGUGUCUGGUCUGUGGAGGGACGAUCACAUCGAGGAAGUGGUGGGCCGCUUUGGACUGGUCUGCGUGAGCCGAGGAACCCUGCAGCCGGAUCGGACUGUACACGAGUCUGACGUGCUGUCCAGACACAGACGGAACAUAUUUUUGGUUCGGGAGUGGGCCCAGAAUGAGAUCAGCGCUACGGAGGUCCGACGAGCCCUGCGUCGAGGAUAUAGUGUUAAAUACCUUUUACCAGACUCGGUUAUUGAUUAUAUAAAAGAGAACAAUCUAUACACGCAGGACAGCGAGAUGAAGAACAAAGAGAUUCAACUACGGCCACUUACCAAGCAAACAAUACUAUAAUACUGACGUAAAGAGACUCCAGCAUGAUCUCAUAUUUGAUUUAUUUACAUAUUGGAUUGAGAAAGCAGGUUGUUUCAGGAAAAGUGCAUGUUUUGCUGUGAUUAGAGCAUUUCUUUCUUGGGUACCACAGUAAUGUUUGCAGGGGGAUUUAAGAAUUGAUCUGGUCAGGAUAUGGAAUUGACAGAACAUUGCAGAGCUGUAAGUCUAUGUUCUCCAGGUCUGGGAAAUGUUGACUUUUGCUGAAUGUCACAAGGAAGAUAAAUAACUGAGCCUUUACACUUCGAAGAGCAAACAUUGCUUUCUCCUUUUCUAUUUGCGCAGAAGGCGUCAUUCAUGUUGUCAGAACUCAAGAUGUUUCAUCAAGCUGUUUUGAGAGGGAUGAAAAGUUUUUGACAAAAUGAAAUGAAUUUUGGAAUAUUUGUGGUGAUGUCUUCUGAAUCUAUUUGUCUAUUAUUCAUAGCACAGAAUGCGAGUUUUAGGCUCAAAACAACUAAGAGUGAUUUGCAGCGUUGAAAAUCUCCUGCUGGUGCUUUUGUGUGUGGAGUUUGAAGAAUGUCUUUAUCCUCACUCUCUCCAAAUAAAAGCUUGAAGGAUUGGCAGCGUGAA
Molecule: messenger RNA, 1583 nt
Organism: Triplophysa dalaica
Lineage: Eukaryota; Metazoa; Chordata; Actinopteri; Cypriniformes; Nemacheilidae
Gene: nmnat3
Product: nicotinamide nucleotide adenylyltransferase 3
Exons: 6
Coding region: 216-977 (253 amino acids)
Biological process (GO): NAD+ biosynthetic process
Cellular component (GO): mitochondrion
Molecular function (GO): nicotinate-nucleotide adenylyltransferase activity; nicotinamide-nucleotide adenylyltransferase activity
Source: RefSeq, a predicted model, not a curated record